Molecule: messenger RNA, 5415 nt
Organism: Sphaeramia orbicularis (orbiculate cardinalfish)
Lineage: Eukaryota; Metazoa; Chordata; Actinopteri; Kurtiformes; Apogonidae
Product: glutamate receptor ionotropic, kainate 2-like
Exons: 17
Coding region: 420-3161 (913 amino acids)
Biological process (GO): monoatomic ion transport
Cellular component (GO): membrane
Molecular function (GO): signaling receptor activity; ligand-gated monoatomic ion channel activity
Source: RefSeq, a predicted model, not a curated record
CAGCAGUGCAGUAUAAUGGGAGCGCAAGCAACCCAGAGCGCCUCAUAGGGGGCUGCAUAUCGUUGCUGUAUCCUUUGCUUGGCGCUCUCUAGCCCCUCUCCAACCCUCUCCAGUACCUCACCUAUAGCCCAUGCUCGGGCUCCCCCCCUCCCCACUGGAUCUGUACCCUUCGACAUGGAUGUCCCGUCGUCCCUCGACCCGGAGGAUUGUUGUUUCUUGGCGCAGUGAAGGAGGAGAAGGGGAAGGAAUCAUGCCGGGACUGCUAAUGGAUUUAGGGAAAGCACAAGUGACCAUGCCGUGAUCUUGCGCAUCCAGGGCCGCCGUCACCCUGCCUUGCCCAACGACCGUAGAAGAAUUACGGGGGAAUCGAACCCGCGCACCGGGGGGAUUAAACCACUGUGCAUUUUUUUAAAAACAACAUGAAGAUUACCUCCCAUCAUCUGAUGAUAACCAGUCUCGUUUUCAGGUCCAACCUCAGGCUGAUCCCGCUUCUGCUGCUGUUUCUUGGUUAUUCUCGCGGGAUGCCGCACGUUUUAAGAUUUGGGGGAAUAUUUGAAUCCAUAGAGAGCGGCCCCUCUGGAGCAGAGGAACUAGCCUUUAAAUUUGCCUUGAACACAAUCAACAGGAACCGCACCUUGCUCCCAAACACCACACUGACUUAUGACAUCCAGAGAAUAAACAUCUUCGACAGCUUUGAGGCCUCCAGGAAAGCAUGUGAUCAGCUUUCUCUCGGGGUGGCGGCCAUUUUCGGGCCCUCACACAGCUCGUCAGCCAACGCCGUGCAGUCCAUCUGUAAUGCUCUGGGAGUGCCCCACAUUCAGACCAAAUGGAAGCAUCAAGUUUCAGAUAACAGGGACUCGUACUAUGUCAGCCUGUUCCCUGACUUCUCCUCCCUUAGUAGAGCCAUCCUCGAUCUGGUGCACUUCUUCAAGUGGAGAACAGUGACUGUGGUCUAUGACGACAGCACAGGUACAGGUCUCAUUCGACUGCAGGAACUGAUCAAGGCACCGUCACGAUAUAACAUUCGUUUGAAGAUCCGACAGCUGCCCACAGAGACCAAGGACGCCAAGCCACUUCUGAAAGAGAUGAAGAAAGCAAAGGAGUUCCAUGUGAUCUUUGAUUGUGGACAUGAGAUGGCUGCCUGGAUACUGAAACAGGCACUGGCUAUGGGCAUGAUGACAGAAUAUUACCAUUAUAUUUUUACUACCCUGGACCUGUUUGCCCUGGACAUGGAACCGUAUCGUUACAGUGGAGUCAACAUGACCGGCUUUCGCAUCCUCAACACAGAAAAUUCUCAGGUUUCGUCAAUCAUUGAGAAGUGGUCGAUGGAGCGGCUUCAAGCCCCACCCAAACCGGACUCAGGCUUGUUGGAUGGAUUCAUGACGACGGAUGCGGCGUUGAUGUACGACGCCGUGCACGUGGUGGCGGUGGCGGUGCAGCAGUCACAGCAGAUCACUGUCAGCUCUCUGCAGUGUAAUCGCCACAAGCCGUGGCGCUUCGGUGGGCGUUUCAUCAGUCUCAUCAAAGAGGCUCACUGGGAUGGUUUGACGGGGCGUGUUCUCUUCAACAAGACAAAUGGUCUGAGAACAGAUUUCGAUUUGGAUGUCAUCAGUUUGAAGGAGGAGGGGCUGGAAAAGAUUGGAACAUGGGAUCCUCCCAGCGGUCUGAAUAUGACAGAUACUCACAAAAGCAAGCAAUCCAACAUCACCGACUCUCUGGCUAACAAAUCCCUGCGUGUAUCCACCAUUCUGGAGGAGCCAUAUGUGAUGUUCAAGAAGUCAGACAAGCCUCUCUACGGGAACGACCGCUUUGAGGGUUACUGUAUCGACCUGCUGAGGGAGCUCUCUGGGAUCCUGGGUUUCCGCUACGAGGUGCGAUUAGUGGAGGACGGCAAAUACGGCGCCCUGGAUGAGAGCAGUGGGCAGUGGAACGGCAUGGUGCGCGAGCUCAUGGACCAUAAAGCAGACCUGGCAGUAGCCCCUCUGGCCAUCACCUAUGUCAGAGAGAAGGUCAUCGACUUCUCCAAACCCUUCAUGACGCUCGGGAUAAGUAUCCUGUAUCGCAAGCCCAACGGCACAAACCCAGGGGUCUUCUCCUUUCUCAACCCCCUCUCACCUGAUAUCUGGAUGUAUAUUCUGCUGGCUUGCUUGGGUGUCAGUUGUGUGCUGUUUGUCAUAGCCAGGUUUAGUCCAUACGAGUGGUAUAAUCCGCAUCCAUGCAACCCAGACUCGGAUGUAGUGGAAAACAAUUUUACGCUGCUCAAUAGUUUCUGGUUUGGAGUUGGGGCUCUCAUGCAGCAAGGUUCAGAGCUCAUGCCCAAAGCCCUGUCGACUCGAAUAGUUGGAGGCAUCUGGUGGUUCUUUACCCUCAUCAUCAUUUCCUCCUAUACGGCCAAUCUGGCCGCUUUCCUCACAGUGGAGAGGAUGGAGUCACCUAUAGACUCCGCUGAUGAUCUCGCCAAGCAGACUAAAAUACUGUAUGGGGUGGUGGAAGACGGCUCUACCAUGACCUUCUUCAAGAAGACAAAAAUCUCCACCUAUGACAAGAUGUGGGAGUUCAUGAACAGCAGGAGGCAAUCUGUAAUGGUUAAGAACGUGGACGAGGGCAUCCAACGCGUCCUGACCUCAGACUACGCCUUCCUCAUGGAGUCCACCACCAUCGAGUUUGUCACGCAACGCAACUGCAAUCUCACACAGAUCGGAGGCCUCAUUGACUCCAAAGCCUAUGGAGUGGGAACACCUAUGGGCUCUCCAUAUAGAGACAAGAUCACGAUAGCCAUUCUGCAGCUGCAGGAGGAAGGGAAGCUGCACAUGAUGAAAGAGAAGUGGUGGAGAGGGAACGGCUGUCCCGAGGAGGAGAGUAAAGAGGCCAGUGCUCUAGGGGUGCAGAACAUUGGUGGGAUCUUCAUCGUGCUGGCUGCAGGACUGGUGCUGUCAGUGUUUGUGGCUGUUGGGGAGGUUCUUUACAAGUCCAAACAGAAUGCCCAACUGGAAAAGCGAUCAUUCUGCAGUGCCAUGAUGGACGAGUUGCGGGUGUCUCUGAAGUGCCAACGGCGUCUCAAACAGAAGCCUCAGCCGCCCGUCAUCGUCAAGACAGAGGAGGUCAUUAACAUGCACACAUUCAACGACAGGAGACUCCCAGGAAAGGAAACCAUGGCGUGAGCGCUGAACAUUCCCCACCCUCAGUAUAAAAAAAAAAAAAAAAAAGAAAACAAAACAAAAAAAAAAACAUGGAGGGGAGAUGGGGUCAAAAUAAUGCUGACUUCACCACUGACUGAGGUUAGCAGUUGAAACAGGAUUCCUUUUGAACCCACUUGCUUAUGUAGACAGAUGUUUCCUGUGGAAAUAUAGAUACUUGAGCAGUGUCACCUCACUGUGACGUCCACUAUUUUGAAGGGAGCCGGAAGGGAAGGACAUUAAUGUUUGGGGUUGAUAAAGUAUGUAAAGGAUCCAAGAGGAUUUGGGACAAAACAUAAGUCCGGUCCGCACUAGAAGUGGGCCCUACAUGCAUACAAACAUAAACAUAACACAUGUAUGCGCACACAGACACACACAUACACUCAUCUGACACACCUGACACCUGUGCAGAAGGGAAAACUCUAUUGUGACAGUAACACCAGAUGUAGAUUUUCUGUUGAUGUCAAAGCCCUUUUGUCUUACCUCCAUGUGUGUGACCCCAUUGGUCCCUCCCUUCAGUGGCUUGAGUUUCUUAAAAAUGAUUUGAAACACUAAUCUUACAACAACAAAAGGGAACGGUAGUCAGUGCCAAAUGGUUAACUAUGAACUGAUGUAUAAAAGUGAUAUUUAGUUUGGAAUCAUCUAUGCUGACCUUGUCGAAUAUUCAUUGUUUUCUUCUGUAAUGCCUUUCUCGUGCCAAAGUUCUGCCAUCGUGAAGAACUUUCCAACAUGCCUAUUAUGUUCCAAGCCUCUACAAGCAAAUGUGUACUGUCAACGCUCUCAACCACGUCCGUCUUCACAUGCAGUCUGCAGUUUUCACUCUGUAUCAGUUGUUGUUUAAAUGCAGGAUUUCUACAAAAAUGUUUGUUUUUGUACAAGAACAAGAAGUUUUGUAGUACUUUGUAUCAUGGUAGCCCCUCCUGUGGACAAAAUAUGUAGCAGAUACCAACUCAGCCCUCAAACUCUGGUGUCUUAUAGGGCUCCGACUCUGCUGUGUAGGGUUCAUCUCUCUCAUCAUUCAGAGAUCCAGUCUUUUGUCUGUCAAGUCUUGUGGUGCCAGCUGUAGUUUUUUUUUUUUUUUUUUUUUUUUAUACAUCAGGGGACAAUGUAGUGAAUUCAUGCUUAAGUGUGGGGAAGGCAAAUGGAACUGUAAACUGCAUCUGGAAUUUCUAAAAUGAGAUAGAAAGCAGGAAAGAGAGUGACUCAUUCUAGAAAUCAAAUACGGUGCCUCUGUCAGCAACAUCCUACUGUUGUCAACUAACAAAAGCAAUGAGUCAAAUCUGUGAAAGACAUAGUAAAACAUGACACCCGCAAGUACUUUUGUAAUAAUACACUACUUGUUUGUACCAGCAGUAAGUCCUUUAUAAAGUACCAAAAAUCUGACACUAACCCAGUGUAACUAUGUGUUAAAAUCAGCAAAAAUAAUUCAGUGAAGUAUAGAAAAUCGGACGAAAACUUGAAGUCGCAGGUUUGAAGGGUAUUAAACCUGUGGGAAUAAAUGUAGUUUUUCAAAUGGCUUGUGUCUGUUCUGUCAGAAUUAAUAAAAAUAACAAUUAGCAGCUCUGAAGCAAUGAUAUUACCUUGUAAUGUAAUAUCUCACCUUUACUUAUUUGUCGGUUGUUGCUCCAGUGUUGUUGUUGUUGUUGUGCGUUGACUUGAGCGAUGCGAGGCCAUGUUGUUGAAUGAUUGCCCGUGGGUAAAGAACCUGAUGUAUCCGCUAAUUGUUUCCUGAUGUAUAUUUUUUUCUCACCAAGUGACACAAACACAUCUGGCAUCACAACACUAUUUGUCUUUUAACUCUGUUUAAUGUUGUAAAAUGACAAGCAUACUUGGUAGGUUACUUUAUCACUGCCCCUGUCUUACUACUCUACCUUGUUCCUGUUAUUCCAAGAGAUUUUACAAGACGAAGAAAAAAAAAAAAAAAACCCACACACAAGGUAAAUAAUUUUAAUGAUGUGUGAGUGGAUAUUUAAUGGGAAAUUGAAAACAGACAUAUACACCUAGCAUAAACCUGACAGGGAAGACAUCAUUCUGAAACUCGUCUGUGUUCUACCAGUGUUGCUUGUCAUUUUCCACGCAGCUCAAACUAGUGGUGCAAGCUGAAGUGAUUGAAUACCUGGAAAACAUUUAUUAGGAACUCCAGAGGCUUGGCUCCGGGUUGAAAACAAAUAUGAGCUCAUGGAACUUAACAUUGAUGCAAGGUUUUACAAAUAAUGUCAUUAAAAAUGUCAUAAUUGUA